AGGAGCACAGAUCUACACCGAACUCCCAAGGAGAAGGAGCGAGAGAGAUACGCAACAGGGGGGAGUGAAGGAGAGAGAAUUCAGGGUAGGACGAAAACAUCAUCAUGGUUUCAAUCACAGAGACUCAGAAGAUUGGUGUUGGUCUCACUGGCUUCGGCCUCUUCUUUCUGCUCUUUGGCGUGCUGCUGUACUUUGACUCUGUCUUACUGGCAUUUGGAAAUGUUCUGUUUCUGGCUGGCCUGGCGUUCAUCAUCGGCCUGAGAAGGACGGCAGGGUUCUUCUUCCAGAGACAGAAGCUCAGAGGCUCCACCUUAUUCCUGGGGGGCGUGGCCUUGGUGCUGUUCCGCUGGCCAAUCAUCGGCAUGGCUGUGGAGAGCUACGGCUUCGUGCUCCUGUUCAGGUCAUUCUUCCCUGUGGCGUUUGGAWUCAUUUUAUCGUUGGUUAAUAUCCCCUAUCUCAAUGUGGGAAACAGCUCCUCUAUGGUCUGAGAGAAGAGAAAGGUAGUGGAAGCUCUCUCUACAUUUCUCUCUCUCACUAUCUCUAUUCUUUCUUAUCUCUGUUAUACAACAACUCCCUAGGAAGUAGCCCUUCCAUGGUCUGAGGAAAGAGAAUGAGAGUGGAGGAGUUGAAUAGAGGCUACAAAGAAGAGAGGAGGGAUGAAAGUGAUGGAUUAAAAAAGGAAAAGCUUAUGGGCUCAGACUAGCUACAACCUUUGACAGAGACUGACAGAGAAGUGGUGGAGACGAGGUAGCUAAGAGCCUUGUCCAUCAACAAGUAUUAACCAAUGGACAUGAACUAUUAUUCUUAAAAUGUUUAUGUAAAAAUGAUCUACCAGAGAAACCAUGUGUGGCAAUGAGUGUUUGCCAUUCCACUAAUGUAUUUUAUAAUAAAACCAUGUUUUUGAUCUACCGUUUAUCAUAUCCUUUAUUACACACUUUAUUUUAAGGUAAACAUGGAAUCUAUUACUUUGUAGAUGACGGUGUACAUUUCGAAAGUGUUGUGUGAUGUCUGUAUGUCACGCCCUGACCUUAGAGUUCCUUAUUAUUUUCUAUGUUUGGUUAGGUCAGGGUGUGACUC
This is a messenger RNA of Salvelinus sp. IW2-2015, 1077 nucleotides long. It is a transcript of the gene golt1a, whose product is annotated as golgi transport 1A. Gene Ontology annotation, biological process: retrograde transport, endosome to Golgi; endoplasmic reticulum to Golgi vesicle-mediated transport. The record is from RefSeq and is a predicted model, not a curated record. NCBI's taxonomy places the organism in Eukaryota, Metazoa, Chordata, Actinopteri, Salmoniformes, Salmonidae. Gene Ontology annotation, cellular component: membrane; endoplasmic reticulum.